Messenger RNA from Mobula hypostoma (lesser devil ray), 1468 nucleotides. RefSeq names its product replication factor C (activator 1) 2 (gene rfc2). Bases 190 to 1272 code for a protein of 360 amino acids. Gene Ontology annotation, cellular component: nucleus; DNA replication factor C complex. The record is from RefSeq and is a predicted model, not a curated record. Gene Ontology annotation, biological process: DNA repair; DNA-templated DNA replication. Lineage: Eukaryota; Metazoa; Chordata; Chondrichthyes; Myliobatiformes; Myliobatidae. Gene Ontology annotation, molecular function: DNA clamp loader activity; ATP binding; DNA binding. The transcript has 12 exons.
CGCCCUUCCCCUGCGCUGCACAGGGUGACGCGGGGAUACUCCUGACGCUCUGCUGAAGUAGCCUUGAUUUAAAAAAAAACGCCGCCUCCUCAAGCAGAAACAGGAUUAACGUAAAAUAUGAGAACUCAAGUGACGCAUGGACCGCCGGUGCCGUGCUGACGUAACGCGCGUUGCGCGGGAACUGUCGACAUGGAGACGGCGAAUGGUGCGGAGCCGGGAGCUGGUGAUGGGGAUGGGCGGGAGGCCGAGGCCGAGGCGAGCGGUAGCGGUGGCUCUGCGGCUCGAACAUCGUCCACCGGCGCUGCGUACGAGCUACCCUGGGUUGAGAAGUACAGACCUUUGAAACUGAGUGAAGUAGUGGGGAAUGAAGAAACAGUCAGUCGGCUGGAGGUUUUUGCCAGAGAAGGAAAUGUACCAAACAUCAUUAUUGCAGGUCCACCUGGCACUGGAAAAACAACCAGCAUCUUGUGCUUGGCACGUGCACUUUUGGGUCCUGCACUAAAAGAUGCGGUGCUUGAACUCAACGCUUCAAAUGAUCGAGGUAUCGAUGUGGUGAGAAACAAAAUUAAAAUGUUUGCACAGCAGAAGGUUACGCUACCAAAAGGUCGUCACAAAAUCAUCAUCCUGGAUGAAGCAGACAGUAUGACAGAUGGAGCUCAACAAGCCCUAAGGAGGACAAUGGAGAUUUAUUCUAAAACUACACGGUUUGCACUGGCUUGCAAUGCUUCAGAUAAAAUCAUAGAGCCUAUCCAGUCUCGUUGUGCUGUCCUACGUUAUACAAAGCUUACUGAUGCUCAGGUCCUUGCAAGACUGAUGCAGGUGGUUGAGAAGGAGAAUGUCCAAUAUACAGAUGACGGAUUAGAAGCCAUCAUUUUCACAGCACAAGGAGACAUGAGACAGGCUCUGAACAACUUGCAAUCAACACAUUCGGGAUUUGAGUUUGUGAACAGUGACAAUGUUUUCAAGGUGUGUGAUGAACCUCAUCCUCUCCUGGUGAAAGAGAUGAUUCAGCACUGUGUUAAUGCAAAUAUUGAUGAGGCAUACAAGGUCGUGGCUCAUCUCUGGAAAUUGGGUUAUUCACCCGAGGACAUCAUUGGUAACAUCUUCAGAGUCUGUAAAACUUUCCAAAUGCAGGAGUACCUGAAACUGGAAUUUAUAAAGGAAAUUGGGUAUACUCACAUGAGGAUUGCAGAAGGAGUGAAUUCCUUGUUGCAAAUGGCUGGAUUACUUGCUCGACUUUGUCAGAAGACUGCAGCUCCACCUGCAAGCUGAUCCAUGAGUAAUAACCUUCAGGCUGUUGACGUUUAUAGAAGCUUGUAAAUGAACUGAGUGCACAGACUGACAUUGGAUACAUAUGAGCACUCUUCCUGUAUUCUUGGGUUCUGUAGAUCAAUGUUUGUAGCUUUAUUUGGAACUUUUUAAAAAAUAAAUUCAUGUAAUAAAUGUAACACUCUUGAUAUUUACCAAA